Molecule: messenger RNA, 1623 nt
Organism: Octodon degus (degu)
Lineage: Eukaryota; Metazoa; Chordata; Mammalia; Rodentia; Octodontidae
Product: zinc finger protein 416-like
Exons: 6
Biological process (GO): regulation of DNA-templated transcription
Source: RefSeq, a predicted model, not a curated record
AUGACGAUGCUGGCCGACACCAUUAACCCCAAAGACAGCACAUCAAUGGAAGACAUGAUCACAGAGUACAAGUUGGCAGCGGCUUCUCCAGCCGCCUCCCAGCUGGCGCUUCAGAAGAACACGGGCCGUGUGACCUUUGAGGACAUCGCUGUGUAUUUCUCCCAGGAAGAGUGGGGGCUCCUGGAUGAGACUCGGAGGUUCCUGUACCUUGAUGUAAGGAUGGGCAACUUUGAGCUUACCACCUCACUGGUUUGUGGGCGUGAAACAGAGGAUGGAGUGGGGCCUUCUGCACAGAGUGUUUCUGUGGAAACAGUGUCACAGGUCAAGCCCUUAAAGGCAGGUUCAUCCACCCAGAAGGCCCAGCCCUGUGAGAUCUGUGUCCCAGUUCUGAAAGACAUCCUGAAUCUGGAUGAUGUACCUAUGAUCCACACUGGAGAAAGACCUUAUGAGUACAGUGAAUGUGGGAAGUCUUUCAGCCAAAAAGCCACCCUUAUUGUACACCAGAGAGUUCAUACUGGAGAGAAACCAUAUACAUGUCAUGAAUGUGGAAAGUGUUUUAAUCAGAGUUCUAACCUCAUUGAACACUGCAGAAUUCACAGUGGAGAAAGAUCUUAUGUGUGUGGGGAAUGUGGGAAAGCUUUUGGGUGCAAAUCCAAUCUUGUUCGGCACCAGAGAACUCACACAGGAGCAAGGCCAUAUGAGUGUGCUAAAUGUGGGAAGUUCUUUAGGCAAAGUUUCAGUCUUGUUGAACACCAGAGGAUUCAUACCACAGCAAGGCCUUAUGAGUGGGGCCAGUGUGAAAAAUCCUUUAGUCAAAAAAGCACUCUUAUUAUACACCAGAGAGUUCAUACUGAAGAAAAGCCAUAUAAGUGUGGUGAAUGUGGGAAAUCCUUCAGCCAAAGCUCCCACCUCAUUGAACACUGCAGAAUUCACACUGGAGAAAGGCCUUAUGAGUGUGAGAAGUGUGAAAAAUGCUUUAGUCAAAGAGCCACCCUCAUUAGACACCAGAGAGUUCACACGGGAGAAAGGCCUUACGAAUGUGGGGAAUGUGGGAAAUUCUUUAGACAAAAUUGUAGUCUCAUUGAACACCACAGAAUUCAUAUGACAACAAAAAUUUAUGAGUGUGGCCAGUGUGGAAAAUCAUUUAGCCAAAGAGCCACUCUUAUUAGACACCAGAGAGUUCACACUGGAGAAAGACCUUAUAAGUGCAAUAUGUGUGGGAAAGCAUUUGGUUACAAAUCUAAACUUGAUCAACACCAGAGAAUUCACACUGGAGAAAAGCCAUAUGAGUGUGCUGAAUGUGGGACAUUCUUCAGCCGAAGAGCUGCCUUCAUUAAACACCAGAAAGUUCACACUGGAGAAAAGCCUUACAAAUGUAGUGAAUGUGAGAAAACCUUUAGCUGAAGCACCAGUCUUAUUCAACACUGCAGAAUUCACACUGGGGAAAGGCCAUAUGAGUGUGGCCAAUGUGGGAAAUCUUUUAGGCAAAAGUCUGUCCUCAUUGAACCUCAGGUGUUUCACACUGGAGAAAGGCCCUAUGAAUGCAGCAAAUGUAGAAAAUCCUUUCGCCAACUCUCUAGCUUCUUUCAACACCGAAAGUGUCACCAUGGAGAGGCCUCAUGA